AUGACCCCCGCCCCACGCGCUCUCCCAGAAGGCGGCCUUCCCUUCACCCAUCAGCCCGAGGUUGUCGACCACAACAUCACCGCCAGAGCCUUCGUCGCAGCACGCCCGCUCGUUGCAGCGGCAGCGACCGGCGCCCUCGUCUUCUCCAGGGCCACCGGCGAAGACCGCAUCCUCCUCAUCCAGCGGGCACCUCAUGACUCGCUGCCCCUACUCUGGGAAGUGCCCGGCGGCGCCUGUGACUGGGAGGACGAGUCCAUCCUCCACGGCGUGGCUAGGGAACUGUGGGAGGAGGCCGGUUUGAGGAUGAGCAAUGUGGUGAGGCAGGUUGGCAAGGACGAAGGCUUUCUCACGAGGAGGGGUCUUGCCGUGGCGAAGGUUACGUUCGAGGUUGAGGUUGAGACCACGCAGUCUGAGGGAGGCUCGGAAACGGAGGCCCUACCAGAGGUGGUGAUUGAUCCGAACGAGCAUGUGCGGCGACUCAACAGAGAUGCAAUGGCCACACCACCAGCAUCUUCUGAAGGCGACGCGCCACUGUUUGACUCUGCCCAACCCUUCAAGGGUGUCGUGGUCUGCUGCACCAACAUUCCCACCGAACUGCGAGCAGACAUCGCAGCCAAGACAACCGAGCUCGGCGGCCAGCACAAAUAUGACCUCACCCCCGACUGCACCCACCUGAUCGUUGGCGACUACGACACCCCCAAAUACCGCCAUGUUGCGAAGGAGCGGCCCGACGUCAGGGUCAUGGUCCCCGGCUGGGUCGAGGCUGUCCGUGAUCUCUGGGUAGAAGAUGUCGAGAUCGACUUCCUCGCGCUCGAGAAGGAGUGGCAGCUGCGCACCUUCGAGGCGGGUGGAGGAGAACCAACUGCCGACGGUUCCGAACCGAAACGCCGACAGCUCCUAUGCUGCAUGACCGGCUUCGAAGACCCAGACGAGCGCGAGCGGAUUAUCAGCACCAUCGAAGCCAACGGCGGCCUUUACACCGGAGACCUCAUGAAACAGGUCACCCACCUCAUCGUCUUCAAGCCGGAAGGGCGGAAAUACCACGCCGCGAAGAACUGGGGUGUGGCAACCGUCUCUGUCGAAUGGAUCACCCAAAGUGUUGAACGCGGCCUGAUCCUAGACGAGAAGCUCUUCGAUCCGGUCCUGCCUCCGCAUGAGAGGGGAGUAGGCGCGUGGAACAAGCAGCGGUCCCGGCUCUCUUCGCUCGGCAAAAGGCUCAGGGAAAACAACGCCGCGGCCCAGGAUGAGGGGAAGAGGAAGUUGCGCAAAGUCGCCAGCAUGAAGCUAAACACCCAGAGGGACAACCUAUGGGGAGACAUUUUGGGGAAACCGCAAGCCUCCGACCUUGCGCCCGCGCCCGCUGCGCCCCCCCAACAGGUCGGGGCAAAUCGGCAGCCUCUACCACCUACUCAGAUCACACAGCCCACACAAUCCACACAACCAACACAACUAACGGGUCGCAAGUUACACGAUACUCAAGGGUCAAAACUCUCAUCCUUUGGGGUCCCGGCAGACAGCGCUGUUUUCGCCUCCUGCUGCUUCUACGUGCAUGGUUUCUCGGCGCAGAAGACCGAGAUCUUGGUCAACACUAUUGCCUCGCUCGGGGGGUUGAUCUGCCACUCUCUCGAGGAGGCCGUCUCCACAUCCGGUGCCCAACUAUCCCACCGGUUCCUCAUCGUGCCGCAAGCCUCCCGCUCGGAAACGCAUCCUCGAGCUCCCGACAACCUCCACGUCAUUACGGAGUUCUACAUCGAAAGGUGUCUGCACAAAAAGUACUUCUUCGACCCCUCCCAACACGCCAUCGGCCGACCUUUCCCCUUGUUUCCGAUUCCGGGCUUCGAGGGUCUGACUAUCUGCACCGCCGGGUUCACCGGUGUUGACCUCAACCAAGCAGACAAGUCCGUCCGGCAGCUGGGCGCCAAGUACGAGGAACGGUUCACUGGGAACGUGUCACUUCUCGUGUGCCCAUCGUUGGGUGUGGUUCGAAAACAAAAGCUUGAGUUGGCAUUGGCAUGGGGGGUACCAGUAGUCAGUGCCGAUUGGUUAUGGGAAUGCAUAGCAACCGGCUCCAAUACCCCUAUCAAGCGGUUCCUGUUUCCAGAGCUGAAGCAGAAUGUCGACAGCCCAAAAGUACUCAUCCAGCCCAGCGGAAAGGGGAAAGGCAAGAACAACACGCAGGGCAAGCAGGAGAAACCGUCGAGCAAAGGCGACAUAGACAACGACUUGCUGCCAAAGCCGUCCACCAAGCCGAAACAGCGCCGUGAUCUUGAUGAGUCGGCGUUCGUGACCGCUCAGGAAGACCUGCAGCAGUCAACCCGCCGCAAAGCGCCUCCGGUAACUGAACACGACUCGAAUGUCACGACUACCACGCACUUUGACACAGCCCCCACUCACGCGCUCGCAACAAAUGAUGCCCACAUCAGCUUUGGCACCAAGUCGCUAGCUUCGGGAGCACCACUCUCCGAGGCAUCCUCCAGCGCGCUAAACAAAACCACCACCAACACACCACGAAACCCCGAUCCUCCAGCACCCCGCAAGUCCUUCGGCAGGAUAGCCAGCGAAGUGGCAGAUUCCGAAGCCACCGAGGGUGAUGUCGCCCAACUUGAGGACCUUCCAGUAGAAGAUAACCAGGAGAACGCGGGGGAGGCUACACCGCGAAGCGCACGCUCAGACCCAACAGCAGAAAAGCAACGGCUCGAAGCCGCCGAAAAGGCAGCAGCCGAGCGCAUCGCCAUCUCCACCAAACUAGUCACCUCCCUCCUCGACUCGACCACCUCCAAACUCGGCACCACUCCCACAACCGCCUCCACCCCAACCGCCAUCCCCCUCCCCGGCGGCCCCGACGCCAGCGGCGACGAAGCACCCGCCGAGCUCGGCGCACUAGCCAAACCCAAACGCCGCAAGCGCAACAUCCUCGGCCGCGCCAUCAGCAACGUCUCCGCCGCCAGCAGCACCAGCAACGGCGAAGCCGCCACCACCACGACCACCACCACCACCACCACGGCUACCACCAAACUCCCCGCGGCGGACGCCCCGCCGGCCGCGACACAGCUGGAGUACGAGGACGAGGAGGCCAGGGGUUACAAGGAGCAGCUGAUGAGCAAGAUGAUGGGCAAGGAGGUGUCGGAGAAGAAGUUCUCGGCGGCGAAACAGAAGCGGCUGACGCUGGCCGAGAUGGGUGGGUAUGAUUCGAUGCAGCAGCAGGGGCAGGGGCAGGGGCGGUAUGGGGCUGUUGCCGGGGGGGAGAGGCGGACGAGGCGCCGGUGA
Messenger RNA from Chaetomium fimeti, 3267 nucleotides. RefSeq lists its product as uncharacterized. The record is from RefSeq and is a predicted model, not a curated record. Bases 1 to 3267 code for a protein of 1088 amino acids. NCBI's taxonomy places the organism in Eukaryota, Fungi, Ascomycota, Sordariomycetes, Sordariales, Chaetomiaceae. The transcript is spliced from 3 exons. Gene Ontology annotation, biological process: mitotic DNA replication checkpoint signaling; DNA replication initiation; mitotic G2 DNA damage checkpoint signaling.